Erigeron canadensis is the source of this 1633-nucleotide messenger RNA. Its product is annotated as NAC domain-containing protein 87-like. The coding region runs from base 173 to 1414 and encodes 413 amino acids. The record is from RefSeq and is a predicted model, not a curated record. Gene Ontology annotation, molecular function: DNA binding. The transcript is spliced from 3 exons. Lineage: Eukaryota; Viridiplantae; Streptophyta; Magnoliopsida; Asterales; Asteraceae. Gene Ontology annotation, biological process: regulation of DNA-templated transcription.
AUCUCAUUGAGUUUUUUUUUUUGUUUUUUUUUUCCAUAUUAUAUACUCAUCAUCUAGCUAGCUACUAAGAUUUAAUUGUGUUUGAAUUUCAACUAACUGGCCUGAUCCUGGAAGCACACGCAUAGUUUACGUUGAUUAGUCGUAGUUUGUAGUUGUAGCUAUAUAAAUAUAUAUGGAAGGAGCAUCUGGAUCGAUGGUAGUGAACGAAGGAGAUGACGCGUUGAUAGGUUUGCCACCCGGAUUUAGAUUCCAUCCGACAGAUGAAGAAAUCAUAACUCAUUAUCUUACGCCUAAAGUCGUUAACAGGAAAUUCACUGCUAGUGCUAUUGGAGAAGUUGAUCUAAACAAGUGCGAACCCUGGGAUUUACCAAAGCAAGCAAAGAUGGGGGAGAAAGAAUGGUUCUUCUUUUGCCAAAGAGACAGGAAGUAUCCAACGGGGAUGAGAACAAACCGAGCCACGGAUUCUGGUUACUGGAAGGCUACCGGAAAAGAUAAGGAGAUAACGAAGAAAGGAAAAUCCGGUGCUGGAAAGUUGGUGGGGAUGAAGAAGACACUUGUGUUUUACAAAGGAAGAGCUCCGAAAGGAGAGAAAACAAAUUGGGUCAUGCAUGAAUUUAGACUUGAAGGGGAUUUCUCAUACUACAACAUGUCUAGAGCCUCUAAGGAUGAAUGGGUUGUGUGUCGAAUUGUUCAUAAGAAUGUUGAAAUGAAAAGGAAUCCGAAUUCGGAUCAUGGGUUGUCAAGGAUAAAUUCUUUUGUGGAUGGGUUGUUGGAUAGUCCACCAUGGCUGCCUCCUUUGAUGGAUCCGCCAGCUCCACAUUUGGAUUCAGAUAGAGCCGGCGAGUCAAGUUUUACUCAUCAGUCGAAUAGAAACAACAUCACCAUCAACCACAAUGAAAAUUCUAGUAGUGUUCAAAAGUUCAAGGGAUUGGUAGAUCAUGAAAACUACCCAUUAUCAUAUUUCUCUCAUGACCAAUCUCAAAUACUUCAAAGACAUCAAGACUACAAAAACAUUCAUGUUUCACCUUACAAUUACAACUUUGACACCAACUCCUUCCAAAUGAGCACAUUUGUUGGUGAUCACCAACAAAAUAGCUUUGCUAACAACUUUAGUAGUACAAACUUCCCAUAUUUAUCAUCCGGGCCAACCCGUUACAUGGAUAGGGCUAGUGGUGGGCUCGAGGGGGAGGCAGAAAAAGGUGUAGGCCAAUGCAAGGUGGAACCAUAUGUUUCGACUAACACCAACCAAUCUAGCAAGAUUAGUGUAACAUCACAAGAUACGGGGAUUAGUAACGACAUGACUACAGAAAUAUCUUCGGCAUCGAUGCAUGAUUUGCGUACGAGGCCAUAUGAUCAUCCGGAUGAACCAACUCCGACUGUGCUUUCGGAGUUGGAUUCUUUGUUGGAAUAUUAAUCAGCAAAGAUAAUAUUAUUGGUUUGAUUUAGUUACUCAUUUUAACCUUCAUUGUUAUUGAUCCAAAUCAUUGUUUCGAUCUUAAUAAUAAUUAGGACCUUCUAAUUUAUUUAGUUUCACUUAGUUAGCUAGAUAGUGAGUGACUUUUCAUUUCGUUGGUUUGGUUUAAUUUUUAGAAUAGGAAAUUACAAUUUAUGAUGUGACCAAAGUUCAUGUAAA